Messenger RNA from Anthonomus grandis grandis, 3150 nucleotides. Its product is annotated as fanconi-associated nuclease 1-like. Gene Ontology annotation, cellular component: nucleus. Lineage: Eukaryota; Metazoa; Arthropoda; Insecta; Coleoptera; Curculionidae. Gene Ontology annotation, molecular function: flap-structured DNA binding; 5'-3' exonuclease activity; 5'-flap endonuclease activity. The record is from RefSeq and is a predicted model, not a curated record. The coding region runs from base 151 to 3081 and encodes 976 amino acids. The transcript has 14 exons. Gene Ontology annotation, biological process: interstrand cross-link repair.
UCCGCAGACGCUAGUGUGUAAACAUAUUUGAACAUCAAGUUGUAUGUACUUUUUUCUAUGACAUAAAUAUGGGGCAGUACCUAAAUAAUAGUAAAAAGUAUAUGUUUUAAUUAAUUAUAUGUUUGCCCUUUGUGAAUACAAUUAUAAAUUAUGAAUACAUCUCACAAAGGCAAAUCAACUAAGCUUAAGCAAAUGAGUAUUACUGAUUCAUUUAUGAAGGCAAAAUUGCAUAAUUUUAAGGCACAGAAAACAUUUAAUACUUCAGAGUAUGUGAUCUGUAUUGACAGUGAUUCUGAUGAAAAUGACCAAAACUCUAAUAAUAAUGAUUCUUGUGACAGCAUAUUGUCAGAUUGUUCUGACAAAACGAUAUCAUAUGAAUAUGAAACCAGCAUGACAGACGCUUAUUUUACAUCAUUUUCUACAAAAGAAUCUUUAAGUAUUGAACAAGAUGGUAAAAACAUGGAACGGCUAAUACUAAACUACUUAGAGGAUUCCCAGGAUAGUUCACAAUAUGUUAUUAGUGAGUCAUGUUCUACUUCAGAGAUAUUCAGAGAAACAGAUCAAGAUAAAGUAGGCAAGCAACAUGGUUUUAAUUCCAAUACUAGCAAAGAUAAAAUAAACUCUCAGGCUAAAGACAACAUCGAUAUCUUUCAAAAUGAUGAAAAAGCAAUGAAAGAUCAAAUACAUAAGCUUCAAGUUAUGAAUAAAAAAGAUGUGACUAUAAAUCUUAAGGAACAAAAAUUUGUUAAAAACAAAGGGACCAAAAAAAUUAAUAAUAGCAAGCAAGUGAUUACUACCAAGACGUUAAAGAAUUUUAAACUGAGCACUGAUAAACAAAUAACCCAGGACCUAAAUCAGAUGAGUGAUGUAUGUACCUGGCAACAAAAAUUGUUCAUAUCUGCUCUACCAAGAUCCCGAUCAGCAUUUAAUGACACAUUACAACAGAGUGAAUCAUUCAAUAUUUUUAACCAAAGCUGUAGCGACAACAACGUAUCUACAAAUAUAAGUUAUUGUUCUUCAUCUACUGUGACUACAAAGCGGAAACCACAAAUAUUUGAUAUAAAAGAGGAAAAUCAAUUUCAGUCAAGACAACUUACCGAGAUAAAGGCACUUUUUAACAUGGUCAUAGAAAAUAAACAAUUAUCGAACCUUCUUACUCGAGAAAGCGAACACAUCAUCACCCAAUUUUUACAAAUGAAAGAGACACAUCAAUAUGUUGUCAUCAAAUUAUUUAUAUGGAAAAAAAUUUGGUAUAACGUUUUUAAAUUUUGUAAAAAAGCCCAGAUUGUCGUAGAUGAGAACAGGAUUUUAGAUAUUUUUAAGUUUCUUUCCGAGAUCAAAUUUGUAUUAACAGAUUUUAAGCACUCGGACUCUAUUGACACUCUUUUGAAACAAUUAGACAGAAAGCAAGUGAAAGAAAUCAUGCAUGAAUUGAAAAUAGCCUCAAAGAAAAGUACUAAAGAUGAAAUGAUUAAGAACAUACGUAAAGCAACAACUAGGCAAACUACAUUGUCCAAAGUUACUCUUAAGGAUUUGGUCUUAAACAAAAUAGAAAAGAAAAUGGGCCUAGCCGUAAAACUGGAUGAUAUAGUUACAGACUCCUUCCAGAAUGCCUUUUUGUUGGCGACGUUUGCCAAUCCAGAUUUGCAUAAAAUCGAAGAUUUUUUUAAAACUAUAAUUUAUGAUAGAUGCAUCUACCCUGUCACGCCACUUCAGGACUAUCUGGUGUUUUCGUCAGAAGAUAAAUUUACGGCUUACGCGCAGGCGUUAAAAAUUAGUGAAAAACUUGAGAAAUGUCUUACUAACCAGUCUAAGGAGGAUAGAAAUGGUGAUAUACACAAUUUGGGCCUCCACAUUUAUAAUCUCCUUCAGUCGUUUGAUUUAAAUACUACCUCAGAACACUCGAAUGCCCCUCAUUUAAAACGCUUCACUGCAGAACAUGUAUACUCAAAUAUUCUGACUAUGUGUUGUGAGAAAAUUUUUACAAAACAAAAUGGUUUUCCAAAUACAGUUAAGACUUGGCUCGAAUAUUUGAUUAGGAGAUUUCCACAUUCGACUAAAAUUGGUAAAUGGUACCAACUCUUAAUAUGGUUGAACAUGAGGCACUUGGAGCCCAUUAGUUUUGAGACGAGUGCGCAACUUCUAAUAGAAGCGUUUGAAUCUAAAGGAGAUUUGUUAGGAGACCGGGCUAAAGCUGAACUAGGUGAACUUGGCCAAACAUUGAAAUGCAGCAAAAAGUUUAGAAUAAGUCAGAUAUAUAUUAACAGGAUAGCUCAGUUAAUUCCCUUAAAAAUCGACCCAGGAAUAUUUCCCCAUAAUUAUAUCGACUCUAGUUGUCUAAGGUCAAAUGUUUUGGGCAAAAAAAGAGUAUACGUUACAAAAGAGGAAGGAGAAACAACGUACAAAACUGUGGAAGAUGUGGCAUUAGACUACUACAAAAAAAAUGGAUUUACUGGAGGAGAAAAGUGUGAAGGAUCCCUAGUAAGAGGCUUGAUGAUACUUGUUUUUUGGGACAUAAUUUAUGAGCCCCAAAUAGCAAUUCCGGGAAGUUUUGUAAGCAAGUUUCAAAAAGCUCCUCUAGACUUUAUGACACCGUAUUUUUUUGAAAACAGAAAGGAGGCAAUCAAUGUUCGCUUAAAAGAAAUUGAAUCUGGAUGGCCGGAUGAAACACUUGAGAAUUUCGCUACUAAUACUUAUAUAGAACAUUUUGAUGAGUGCUCCGCUUAUGGUGUAAUUCAUAACAUGAUUAGGGACGUCGCUAUUGUGAAAAUAUUGUUUGCCGUAAUCAACAGGAAAGUUUUAGCGAAAAUUUUUGAAAGGUUAAUCAAAAAUACUAGAGAGUUUAGCAGCGGCAUGCCAGAUCUACUGAUCUGGGACGUAGAAAAACAGAUUCAUAGAUUUGUCGAAGUAAAAGGCGAAGGUGAUCGAUUGUCCAUUAGUCAAAAACUAUGGCUGACCUACUUACAAGAAAUUGGUGCUUAUGUUGAGGUCUGUAUCGUCCAUUCCAUCGGGUCUAAAAGAAAGAAGCCUAAAAAACUUCAGGCGGAGGCUAAUAUUUCGGCACAAGAUGUAUCCGAAUAAUUUUAGUUUUAAAUAGCAUGUUAAUUGUUUUAUAUAUUUCUACUUUGAAUUAAAGUUUAUUUUAAAGUU